Messenger RNA from Alternaria ethzedia, 1188 nucleotides. RefSeq lists its product as uncharacterized. The coding region runs from base 1 to 1188 and encodes 395 amino acids. The transcript is spliced from 5 exons. NCBI's taxonomy places the organism in Eukaryota, Fungi, Ascomycota, Dothideomycetes, Pleosporales, Pleosporaceae. The record is from RefSeq and is a predicted model, not a curated record.
AUGGCUCCCAACGUCGGCCUUGGAACUCAAGGCUCAGUUGAGCGUGGAUGGGGCCUCUGGCUCACCAGCGUCUUAGCCGUCAUUGUCGCGGGUCUCUUUGUCGCCGGACGCCUUGCACAGCGAUUGACCAAGCGAAGUGGUCUGGGAAUGGACGACUACAUGAUCGUCGCUGCCUUGAUAUCAUCGGUCGUGCUCUCUGUAACAGAGUGUCAAGCGGUAGUCUAUGGCUACGGAAGACCAUGGAAAUCCUUACCCGCCGAUUCCCGCAUCAUCGCUCGCCAAUGGUUCUACGGAGCAAACAUCGUCUACAAAGUCGUUCUGAUGUUCAACAAGAUCUCUGUAGUUUGUCUUUACUACCGAAUCUUCGCCAUAACCACCAAGUCGUUCCGUAUUGCUUGUCACAUCAUGAACGCUUGGAUCAUCAUCACCGGCUUCGCAUUCACUAUCGCGACCGUGUUCCAAUGCACACCAAUCGCGGCCUUCUGGGACAGGACCAUACCCGGUGCCCGGUGUUUUAAGAAUGAACCCUGGUGGAUCUCCUAUGCGACGGUUCAAAUUACGACCGACUUUAUGCUGCUUGCGAUGCCUUUUCGGCAGAUCUUGAGUCUUUCUAUGGGACGGGCUGAAAAGUUGGGCGUGGCGCUUGUGUUUGGCACUGGAGGCUUUGUCACUUUCGCGUCUAUAUAUCGUGCCACCACAAUCGCACGAUCCGCAAACAACCCCGAUCCAACCUGGGGUCCCGUACCCGCGACAAUAUGGUCGGUGAUAGAAGCAAAUGCGGGUAUCGUAUGUGCUUGCCUUCCUAUGCUGCGCGCUCCAUUCGUUCGCUUUUUCGGGCCACUUUUCGGCUCGGGCAUAGGCACCAAGAACACUACGAAGCGUCAAUCGUAUCCCAUGGGCUGGAAGAGCAACCAUGGGCCGGCUGGAACCGGCAACAAGAGCAACGUGUCUGGCAAAAGUGCCUCUGAGCGAGAAAGCGAAGACGAUGCACUGCCAGCGAGUAGGCUGGGCGAGCUUGAUCGCCGGGGCAGUGGUAUAUUUGUCACGAACGAGUUCAGUAUUGAGCGCAACGAGCUACAAAAGCAAGAGACGGACACAAGGUCGUGCGACCAAGACGGCGAUACGAAUACGGCGGUGAGCGUCAAUGAAGAGAAGCCGGGGGGGAAGAGCCCAUUCUACCAUGUUUGA